AUGAUGUCAGGUGAAAGAUAUUUUGUUUUUAAUUAAGGUUGUUGUAACAUAAUAACAAGUUGGAAUCAGAAGCAUGAAUGUGGAGGAAGAGGUUGGACGCCUCAAGGAAGAAAUCAAGAGGCUUGGCAAGCUUCAAUCAGAUGGUUCUUACAAGGUUACAUUUGGAACGCUGUUUAAUGAUGACCAAUGCGCAAAUAUAUUCGAAGCACUUGUUGGGACAUUAAGAGCAGCUAAAAAGAGAAAAGUAUUAACAUACGAAGGUGAAUUGCUGCUGCAAGGGGUACAUGACAAUGUGGAAAUCACUCUUAAUCCCCUCACCCCUGAUGCUGCCAACUGAAACGCUAUGUACCCAAAAUCAAAAUUGAACUGUGAAACGAUAAAAGUACAAUUUUUUUACUCUAAAAAUUAUGAUCGCACCAGAAUCUUGUCAUCAGAACUUUGUUGCAAAAGUUAUGGAUUUCAUAACCAACAGUUUUGGUGUUUGUUUGAAUAGUGUUUCGCGUCUAAAACUUUUCAACUUAAAUCAA
Cicer arietinum (chickpea) is the source of this 527-nucleotide messenger RNA. RefSeq names its product costars family protein-like. Gene Ontology annotation, biological process: regulation of actin filament-based process. The record is from RefSeq and is a predicted model, not a curated record. NCBI's taxonomy places the organism in Eukaryota, Viridiplantae, Streptophyta, Magnoliopsida, Fabales, Fabaceae.